Paramecium pentaurelia is the source of this 540-nucleotide messenger RNA. Lineage: Eukaryota; Ciliophora; Oligohymenophorea; Peniculida; Parameciidae. The record is from the annotation of a GenBank genome assembly.
AUGGGAUCACUCUUUACAAAAUUAUAUUCAUCUUUGUUCAAUAAAAAAUAGAUUAGAUUAAUAAUGAUCGGAUUAGAUGCAGUAGGAAAAACAACUAUACUUUAUAGAUUAAAUUUGAAUUAAGAAUUAAAAGCCCCUAUCCCAACUAUUGGAUUUAAUGUUGAAAAAAUUAAUUUUUAAAAUAUAUAAUUUACUUGUUUCGAUAUAGGAGGUGGAUAUAAAAUAAGAUUAUUAUGGAAAUAAUAUAUAGAAGAAGGCACAGGAAUAAUUUUUAUAAUAGAUUCAUCUGAUCCAAAUAGAUUACCAGAAGCAAAAUAGGAGUUAAUGAGGUUUCUUAAUGAGAAUGAAACAAAAGGGGCACCAUUAUUAGUUUUAGCUAAUAAGUAAGAUAUUGCUAAAUUUACUGUUGAUGAGUUAAAACAAUUUUUGGAUCUUCCAUAUCAAAAUAGAUAAUGUUAUAUAUAACCUUGUUGUGCUAAAACUGGAGAAGGACUUUACGAAGGUUUGAGCUGGUUAACAAGAAUAUACAAUUCCAAAUGA